Molecule: messenger RNA, 4958 nt
Organism: Prinia subflava (tawny-flanked prinia)
Lineage: Eukaryota; Metazoa; Chordata; Aves; Passeriformes; Cisticolidae
Exons: 2
Coding region: 3290-4312 (340 amino acids)
Source: RefSeq, a predicted model, not a curated record
GCAAUCGUAAGUUGUGUUGAGUCCCAGGAUCGGCACUGGGUGAACCUUAGCUAUGGCUUCUAGCGCACCGUAACUCCCCCUGUUCACAAAAUCUAAUCUUUUAGGGUCUCCUUAUAGACAGUUUAUGUAGCCGAGGCAGAGUAUUUCUCCACAGUUCUUUGUCCUCCGUCUUUUUCUUCAUAUUCAUAGGAGUCCCUUUUCUGCUGUCCAGUCUGUUGAAUGGUUCUUCUGAGGGAAAAUGAAUAGUAAUUCAAUGUCUCAGAAGCAUGAAUGGGGAGGCGUUUUCUCCGAUAUUGAUUCGAGGUCUAUAUCAUUCCUGAUAGCUGGGUCGUUCACAGUUCCACUGCCCAAGAAGGCCGAUCUGUCUCUCCACCCACCUUCUUUUCUGUUGUUUUUUCCUGGGUUCCAGGCAGGGGUAUUGUUCAUCCUGGAUUCCUGGCAGAGGCUGUUGUUUAUCCUAAAAUUCAUUUGUCUCAAGCCCAUCCGGCUUUUUCAUUUUAUUUUACAGAACAUAUCUUAAAUCACAUUUCAUAUACACAGUAACACGAAUUAUUUCAUGUCUUUUAUUACAACAAUAUUCAGAAAAACUGAUGAAAUUGAUAAUGCAAAUAUUGAAUUGGAUUCUAACCAAAGCACAGAAACCCCAUCUCUAAAGAAGGGCGAAAUUACAGAACUUAAAUUGAAUUCCAUCAUUAAAACUGAACUCUCUGAAGGACCCCAAGGCAGUCAGAGGAGGAAUAUGGUCAGAACAUUUCCCUGUAAUUCCUUGCCAUUGAAAAACCUCCAAGAAAAAUGUGGUCAAAAGCAGGGGAAACAGAAAUUGAAUAUCUGUUAAAAAUUUGUCUCACUGGGGAAAAUGGAAUAUUAUCGGAUGGUAUAGAAAGUUUCAGGUUCUGGAGUGUGUGCACCCUUUUGCACCUUGGAUUAUACCCUUCUGACAAAUCCCGUUUAAUAAUCAGCAGGCUUGCAUAUUGGGCAGGAGGAAUACAUAUUGUCUGAAAAAGGGGAACUUGCUUCAACUCCUAUGCAGUGAGCUAUGAAUAUCUCUGCUGCUGCUACAAAACCCACCUUGUAUUUGCAAGCAAAAUACAAAUGUGCAGAUGAAAAUAUCCCAACCUUGGCAGAGAUUAAUCUUGAUGUAUUAAGACCUUUGCUGAGAGAAGCUCCAAAUCUGCUAAAAGACUGUUAAGUGGGGAAACAGGACGAAGUUGGGGGAGAUGUGCGGCGUAGUGAUGUCUUGCAAGACCCACAAACUCCCCUCUGAGAGCAAAAAUGCAUUACAGAGGAUGGCCUUGGCUUUCAAGUACCGAGGCCUACUCUCAAGCAGUGAGGGGGAAAUCUGGCAAAAUCCAAAGCCCUCACUCUCACAGAGAAAAAGAAGAGAGAGAGAGACACAUACACCCCCCCUCUCCUUUACAACCCAGCAGGGAGAGAAAACACACCCUAAGGACUAGGCAAUCCUUGAGCCUGCAUUUCAAUAGCUUCUGAUCACCCCUAAUACUUAUUUUAGCUGUAGGAGCAGAGGAAAAAACCUUUGAAAAUUAGUAGUUAACACUAAAGCUUGAAAUUUCUGAGUACUCCUACAGAAGCCAAAAGCUAAACUUAAGUUUAAAAAAAAAAAUUGAAAUUGCUUAAACUCACUCUAAUGAAAAGUGUUAUCCGUUAUACUGCUAAAAUCUGUUUUGAUGUACUUAAGAUUUUAAAACAAAUGCAUUAUAUCUGGAAUGCCUUCUACUUACAACUCUUCUAUUUGACUAAUAAAAACAGAAACCAGUGUUUAACAACAGAUUCUCAAAACCUAAUCCUAACACAGAACCUUUUCAUUGCAACUGUCCCAAAUACAUUUACACAUAAAUAAAUGACAGUUUGCAUAAUUAGCUGCCUUCAGCUAAAUACCAAUUUCCCUCUAAAAGGUGAAAUUCCUGUGAGACACUGGGUUAGGAAUUAGAGGGGUAUUGUUUAGAAAUAGAUAUUUGGAUUUUGUAUAUUGCUUAAUAUUUGCUGUAUUUUACUGUGCUAACUUCCUGUAAAGGGAAGACAGGGUUUAUGUGGGAGAUAGGGUGUACGUGCAACAAUAUGAAAGAAUGCAAGGAUGUGUGAUAAGGGAAGGAUGAUGUUCACCAAAUCAGGACAAAAUACACUAAACUUACAAGGCUACAGAAAUAACAAGGCUCCUCAGACCCCCGGAGCCAGAUUAGACCAGCCUCAUGGUUUGGACUGUGACCAAAGGAUCAGUAAGCAUGUGCAAGGAGAUAGGGUGAGAAGGUCAACUUUGAUGAAGAUCACUUCAUCCCCUGACCCCCAAGAUGACCACCAGAGACAAGUACAAAGGCGCAAGGGACUGAUAAGUGAAUUAGCAUACAAAGCGGGGCAAGGUGGAGCCAGGAAAUGAAUAUGCAUAGAUGUGUUGCAAAACCUAAUGUAUAUGUAACAUUUUAGAGCAUAAAAAGGAACACUGAGAGCAAGUAGAUGUGCAUGUCUUUGCGGAGCAAUCCCACAUGCGCCCGGCCCAAUAAACUACAUACCUACUUUAUAACUCACUUUGUCUUUGAGUUUUAGUCUUUCCGGGUAUCAUUUUUGGCGACCACGAAGGGACGUUCUCUGCCCACCCGUAGGAUUGACUGAGGGACGGACUUCCUAAGGCGCACCCUGGGAUUUUCCCUGGAAGGGACUCCGCUUCUCGAAUCAUUCACUGCGGGGACAGACAACGACCUUCUGAGCAGCGGAGAAAUGUUUGUUUUGUCUGUGGCUGAGCCCCUUCCCCGGCUGCUUGCUUCUGGCCUGCUGCUAGCUUUAGGCUGCUUUGCUGGCUUUGCUCUCUUGCUUUCUGCUUUUUGCUUGCUUUUUUGCCAUUUUUCUGCUUUUGUGUUUCCCCUUCUUUCCUUCCUCCCUUCCCUGAAGACAUCGGACCUGCUUCGGGCCCUGAUUUCGGGAACAUCAAGGGAACACCCCCCGGAGUCUGCACCUGAAAGAAGCUUUGGCACCCUCCCCAGCAGACACUGCUCACCCUCUCUUGAACUGGUGAAAACAUUUGCUGUCAUCUCGGACUGUUUUCCUUGUGUUGGGAAGUGUUUUUGUUUUUUUUUUCCAUUGUUUCUCAAUAAACAAGUUUUUUCCACUUUCUCCUCUGAGGAAAUUCCUCCCGAACCCGGUGGUGGGGUUUUGUGGAAUUUUGUCCUAAACUAGGACAAACAUAUUUUGGUGGCCCGUACGGGGGACGAUCAUACAAAGUGGAAAAAGCUUUAUUCUAAUAAUAUUUUGGUUUCUGUUGUUUUGUGGGCAUAUUGGUAUGUCUCUUUUUGAAGGUAUAAUGUCAUUUGGAGUGAAAGCCUGCCUUUAUUUCUGGUCAUUAGGGUUCUUUGAAGUUUUAAAACCUUUUUGGUCGUUAGGUUUAUUCUCUUAUCCAGCAAUAGCUCCGAUAUUGUCCCUGAUGCAUAGCUUUUGUAACCGUGGGGCCCUAACCAGAAUAUUUAUCGGGCUGGGCUUGGUUGUGAUGAUUUGCAAGAGGUUUAUAAAAAUGUUAUUGGUUCCAGGAAUGUAUGGUUCAUGGUUAUGGUUGUGUACUCAGUUUGUUAGGGGAGAAGCAGGGGAAGAGGCUUUUCAGCCUUUGCUUUCCUUCUUCUCCUCCGAAUUGUUUACAUCUCUAUUAGAAAAUGUUUGGUCCUCCCUGACUGCCAAGGACACCAUCUUUCUGGCAUUUAAUUUAGUAAGCUUUCUUUAUACUGUCUGCAGUUUAUAUAAGAUGAAGGCUGAGAUUUCUAGAGGGGCUGGCGAGACUCCUGAUUUAGGAGUGAAACCAAGGGUGAAGAAUUCUGAGUGGCGUGGGAAAUGGGAGGAUAUGGGCCAAAUUUUAAAGGAGUUUUCUGACCCUGUAGUCUGGGACUUCCCAUCUGAACAAAUUCAGAACCCAGCUGAGGUGGUAAAGUAUCUGAAAGAGAGGUGCCAUGGUAACACUAAGGAGGAAAGGAUCAUUGCAGUGAGCUGGGCCCUGGCACAUGCUUAUCGCACCCUGCUAGAUACUGUGGGGCAGCAGAUAGAGGAAAGGGAACAGGGAGAUAAAUUAGUUACUGUCCCAGUCACUCAGGCUGCAGCAAACAUCCCAGGCUCCAGGCCAGUAGUUAAACCAGACAGUAAGCCCCAACCAAUGGCUGUUGCUGCAAAUACAAAAGGUGGAAAGUGUAAAAGCAAGACUGACCGAAGGGUGGAGGAUGAUGAUGAUCCAAGAGAAGGACCAUCACCAACAUCAGAGACCACAGCAAGUGGCACAGAUUCCGGAGCCAAUAUUGAUUCCUUCUCCCUGAAGGACCUUUGAUGCCUAAGGAAGGAUUAUAGGCGACAGCCCGAUGAAUCUAUAACUAGUUGGCUAGUCCGCCUUUGGGAUGCGGCAGGGGAGGCUACCAUUCUGGAUGGCACUGAAGCGAGGCAUUUAGGAUCCCUGUCACAUGAUCCUGUCAUCGACCAAGGCAUGAUGAGGAGGGCUAGCACUCACAGCCUCUGGGAACGGGUCCUGGACAGCGUAGCACAAAGAUACCUGUGUGCAGAUGACCUCUAUAUUCAGCAGACACGGUGGAAGACCAUAGAACAGGGGAUCCAACGCCCGAGGGAGAUGGCAGUGGUAGAGAUCAUUUUUUCAGAUGAUAUAACAACUAGGAAUCCGGACUUAGUACCGUGCACACCUGUAAUGUGGAGGAAACUUGUGCACCUUGGGCCACCUGAAUACGCUUCUGCUCUAGCAAUAAUGAAGCGGGAUGAGGUAUAUGACACUGUGCUCGAUAUGGCAAAGAAGCUUCGGGCAUAUGCAGAUGCUGUACAUGGCCCAACUCAGGCCAGAAUUGCAGCUGUGGAAACACGACUGCAGAAAUUAGAAGACAAAAUAGAGGAAAGUCGUAAGAAACUCAGGGAAGAGAUUAAGGAGGACCUCCUCCAAAUCUCAGCUGUACAAAUUAGAGGCCCUAGUA